Diplodia corticola is the source of this 279-nucleotide messenger RNA. RefSeq lists its product as uncharacterized. The coding region runs from base 1 to 279 and encodes 92 amino acids. The record is from RefSeq and is a predicted model, not a curated record. Lineage: Eukaryota; Fungi; Ascomycota; Dothideomycetes; Botryosphaeriales; Botryosphaeriaceae. The transcript has a single exon.
AUGAUCUACACCGGUCCAAACACUUCGAAGGCCGCUGGGCCGCUGGGUCGCUGGGCCGUGCCCCAGUCGCAGGCCGCCAACAAGUUCAGGAGCGACGACAGCUCGUCCGACGACAGCUCGUCCGACGACGGCGACGAGAUCGAGAUACUUCCAAGCGAGCUAGAAGAUAGCAGUCUCUGCCUGGUAGCGGCCAUUUACACGUGUAGGGCGGUCGAUGCCAUCGCCACCCACUCUCGGUUCGAUGAAGUCGGUAAGCUCUCCAAAACCUCAUGUAUUUGA